AUGGUAAUUAACUUCAAGGACAUUGCUUAUGUUAUUCACUAUAGGCCUCCUCGUAAUAUUGAAGAAUUUCUCCCAGAAAUUGGUCGUGCUGGCCGCGAUGGCAGGAAGGCAGUUUCAGCAUUAUUUUACCAAGGGAAAAAUUUGCGGAAAUGCGAGAAGGCAGUAAAAAGGUAUGCCAAGGAAAGCACCUGUUUUCGAAACCUUUUAAUGUCAGAAUUUGAAGAACUUAACAACACUGUGGGAGAUCAUAGCUGUUGCUUGUCAUGCCAUUUGAAGUGUCUGUGCAGUGACACAAAGUGCAACAUUGACAUACCGUUUACUCACCACAUUUGUCACGUGAGGGGGUCCUCCAAAGAGUCUUUCAAGAAAAGGAAGACUACCCUUCAACAGAGGGUACUGCUUGAAGAAUUGUUGAGGGACAGGCAAAGGGAACUCUCUUCUAAGUGCUUAGUCUAUUACCUGUCUCCUGAGUGUACAACUGGAUUUAGUGAUAAUCUGAUUAAGUUAGUGCUGUCUCAUUGUUAGUACAUUUUUAAUGUGAAUUACAUAAUGGAGAAUUUGCCUGUUUUCAAAAAAGAGAAUGCUUGUGACAUCCUCCAUAUGGUUAGAGAUUCUUUUGAAGAUUUGAAAUUAAUGAUGAGACACUGA
This is a messenger RNA of Porites lobata, 648 nucleotides long. NCBI's taxonomy places the organism in Eukaryota, Metazoa, Cnidaria, Anthozoa, Scleractinia, Poritidae. The record is from the annotation of a GenBank genome assembly.